This is a messenger RNA of Gadus chalcogrammus (walleye pollock), 3483 nucleotides long. It is a transcript of the gene atxn7l2a, whose product is annotated as ataxin 7-like 2a. The transcript is spliced from 11 exons. Bases 905 to 3355 code for a protein of 816 amino acids. The record is from RefSeq and is a predicted model, not a curated record. Lineage: Eukaryota; Metazoa; Chordata; Actinopteri; Gadiformes; Gadidae.
ACACUAGGAGGCAUCAUUUUACUUGACCCCUUGGUUUAAUUCAUCACCCUUCAUUGCACAUUUGACAUAGACCCUGCUCUUUCUCUUAGGAACAGGUCAUUUUAGUUUACGUCAUUUGCGUAUUGAACACGUGACGAGAGGCUUUUCUGUUUCAUGAAUAUACCAAAGUGCAACAAAGGAAAAAAAGAAUGUAAUAACUAAAUCUCAAUGUUUGAAAAUCAACCUUAUAAAAAAUUGUAAUUAUACAAGUAUGAAGUAUCCCCCCAGGUGACAGCAGUGUUGUGAUGAUCACUGUGGUAACGACACCCCCUUCGCUCAGGGUUUCAGACUCCCUGCUGGAUGAUUUUUCACCACAGCCUUGACGUGACCUUUAGGGCUUAAGCACUUGGAGGGAUUAAGAAAUCGCUGGGCUGCCCUCCCUAGUAUAUAUUCUGCUAUUCCAAACUUCUGGUACAAACAGGGUUGGCCCUGCAGACAAGUAAAGUGUUUAUCUCUGAAAGAUUCAUUUAUUUUUUAAAUUGAGGGUCAAAAGUCUAGGCAGCAGCCCCUGAAUUUACAUUUAUCAUAGCCAAUUCAAAUGAGCUGUUGGCCUAGUGUGGUUUUAUUCAUCAGGACUGACGCGGGUUGUAUGAGAAAGGCAGAGGUCAGCCGGGUCACAUCACCCCAGUCUCGGUGUCCCUGAGGCUGCGAAUUGAGAAGCAUUGCCCACAAUUUAAAUCUGGGUACUUAGAAAGUGUUCCAUUUCUGCUUGUGUUUUUAAUAAGAAGCAAGACACAUUAGGCCUCAAAUUCUCAAUCUGAGGACGGACGGUGCGUGUGUGUGGGAGGCUCAUGGACGUGCAUGCAGGAACUUCCUAUCAUAACCGGGAGCGCGCUUUAUGACGUAAGUCGCUUGCCGCGCAGUGAUGAUGGCGGUGCGUGAACGCGCAGUGAAAGCAAUGGCUGCUCUGGAACGGCGGGUGCCUAGCCUCGGUGAUUUCGAGGGCCAAAGCUGGAGCACCUGGGCCGAGAGGGCCGGUGUGACCGCGUCGGAUGGGGCUGAUGUAGAAGAGAGCGGCAAGAAUGGCAAAAAGGCAGCUGAGGCCAUGUCGCUCAGCAAGGAGGACAUGUGUAUCUUCGGCCACUACCCGGGCCAGGAUGACUUCUACCUGGUGGUGUGCAGCCACUGCGGCCAGGUGGUGAAGCCCCAGGCCUUCGAGAAGCACUGCGAGCGGCGCCACGGACCGCUGGCCAAGGUGUACGCCCGCCUGCGGGCCCCUGCCCCGGCCCCCGCCCCGCAGCCACAGCAGAGGGCCCGCCACGGCCACGGCCACUCCCCGUCGCACGCCCCGAGCGCCCCGCCGGCCCCAGCUUGGGAGGGCCGCGGGGCCCCGGGGCAGGGGCCCCCGCCGCCACUGUCACGGGCGGCCCCGCCCUCCCCCUCCACCCCGCCCCAGUACAGACACGCCAAGAGCUCCAAGGAGGGAGGACGACCCCCCCCCAUGGAGAAGCUGUCUCCCAGCAGCGGCGGUGGAAGCGGACGUGUGGAGGCGCCCGCGUUCAAGCCACCUCCGGUCCUGGACCCCCCGCUGAGCUCGCCGCCCCUGUCCCUCCGAGACCCCCCCUGGCCACAUGGGGGCGCCACCCCUCCGCCUGGCCGGCAGUCCCCAGGGGAGCGAGUGCCCCCCUCCACCCAGAAGAAGGACCCCGUGAUGGGGGCCGGGGUGGGGCUUGGGGGCCCCUCCCACCGUGUCCCCAGACCGUACAACAAGGUGGCCUCCAAUCGGUGUCUGCAUCGAACCAAAACAGGGAGGGAAUGUGACCUGGACAAACACUGUGGAGUCCUGGACCCGGACAGAAAGAAGGUCUGCACGCGCCUCCUCACCUGCAACAUCCACUCCAUCCACCAGCGGAGGAAGGUGCCCGGGCGAAGUAAAAACUUUGACCAGCUGGUGGCGGAGCUGAAGACGAAGGUCCGGGAGAAGGGCCCCCAGUCGCUGGACGGCAGCCUGUCUUCGGGGCUCCCCUCCAGCCCUGAGGCCCCCAGAGAACCCACGGGGGCCCCCCACUGCAGGAGACCCCUGGCCACCCUCCCUGCCUUCAGUCGGUCCCGGGCCUCGUCGGAGAGCGCCCUCGACGAGGAGAUGUCGCGGCAGGACGACGGCAGCCUGGGGGCCCCCUCUCCGCUGGUCCAGGGGCCCCUCUCCAGUGACGACAGCGAAGAGGAUGGGGCGGAGGAGCCGGCUCCGUACCCCUCCUCCUCUUCCCAUCCCCGGCCCCUGGCGGUGUGCUCGUUUGGCAGCCACGCGCUGGGCCACGGCGUGUACACCUUCGACCGCCGCCUGCACCACCUGAGGUCAGCCCUCAGCUCCAUGCUGGAGCAGCACAUCAGCGCCCACCUGUGGAAGAAAAUACCUCAAGCCCAGGAGCCCCCGUCUCCCCAGCCCGCAGCACGAACCACCACCUCCUCUCCCUCCUCCACCUCCUCCUCCUCCUCCUCCUCCUCCUCGUCCUCCUCCUCCUCCUCAGUACAUUCCAAGGUCCGCACAGGAAGUCACACCAGCUCCUCUGCCAAAAGCUCUUCGUCCUCGUCCUCUUCCUCGUCGUCCGGCCGCGGGCUGGGGAGGCCCUCAGGCCCAUCGGAGAACUCCAGCAGUGGGGGCAGCGGCGGGGGGGGGCCCUGCUCGGCGGCGCGGGGCCCUUUGGGGCCGGGCCGACCCAAGAACCCGGUGGGGCGGCCAAGCAAGCAGAUGCUGAGGCAGCGGGACGCGGCGGUGGCGGCGGCCGCUCUACGGAAGCGCAAGGCGCCCUCGCAGGAGGGCGAGCACUCGGGCCCAGACAGGAACUGCGUCACACCUCAGGACCGAGGCCGCCCCCCUCCCUCGCCCUUCUCCCCCUCCCCUUCCUCGUCAAAGGCCAACCCCUCGCCCGUCGUUUCCCACGGACAGACCAACGGCAGUCUCUUGCCCGGGGGCAAGCCCCGCCCCCAGCCCUCCCCCUCAGAAACCCAUUCGCCGGCAACAGCCUUGUCAUACAAGCGGCUCCACCCCCCCGCCGCGGGCCACCCCUCGCCAGCCGAGGCCACAGCCACGCACGCCGCCACUAACUGUCGCGGCCCCGGGCCUGGGGGGGACCCGGGGCCGGGGGGGCGGCCCGGGGGCCGGGACUUUGAGCACCGGGCGCUGGUGAAGAAACGCAAGGCAGGAAACAAUAACAAUGGCGAACGCUUGCCGUCCACCAAGCCGCCGGCGCCCCGCCCUCCCCCCUCCUCGGCCUCCUCCUCGUCCCCGCGCUCCAACUUCUACCCCUGGAAGGAGAGCAAAGGGGGGCCGCUGGAGAAGAAGCUGGGCCCCCAGAAGCCAAAACUGCACCAUUAAUGAGUGCCUGCCUUAAAGCCACUAUGAGGAGCCAGCUCUGCACAGUCGUGUGUGUGUGUGUGUGUGUGUGUGUGUGUGUGUGUGUGUGUGUGUGUGUGUGUGUGUGUGUGUGUGUGUGUGUGUGUGUG